AUGGAAUUGAUCACUGAUCUUGGAAUGGCAGGAUCAAAACUAGUAAUCACUCCAAUGGAAUGCAAUCAGAGAUUCAUAACAGCAGAAUAUGACCAACACUUGGAGCUGAAAGAUGAUGAGAAGCUGCCAGAUGCAGGGCCAUACCAAAGAUUGGUUGGGAAACUGUUGUACCUCACUAUGAUAAGACCAGACAUUUGUUAUGUAGUGCAUGUGUUGAGCCAAUUUAUGCAUUGUCCAAAGAAGUCAUACAUGGAGGUAACAAUAAGAGUUGUUAGGUACAUAAAAGGGGUACCAGGUCUUGGUCUACUGAUGAGCUCAAAGCCUUGCUCAAAACUCACAGCAUUUUGUGAUGCUGACCGGGCAUCGCGUCCAGUGUCCAGAAAGUCUGUGACAAGGUACGUGAUGAAGCUAGGAGAUUCUUUGGUAUCUUGGAAGUCAAAGAAGCAGUGCACGAUAUCAAGAAGCUCAGCAGAAGCUGAGUACAGGAGCAUGGCUACUGCAGUCUCAGAAAUCCUAUGGUUGACAGGGUUAUGCAAGGAACUGAGUGCAGAGGUUGAAUUGCCAGUGGAGCUGUUCUGUGAUAGCAAGGCAGCAAUCCAAAUUGUUGCAAAUCCUAUAUUCCACGAACGAACGAAGCAUAUAGAAAUAUACUUGCACUUCAUCAGAGAAAAAAUCCAACAAGGAAUUGUCAAAACAAGAUAUGUGAUGUCUAGAGACCAAGAAGCAGACAUGUUCACAAAGGCUCUAGGAAGAUCGCAACAUGAUUACCUGAUAGGCAAGCUAGGGGUGCUGAACUUGUUUGCACCAUCUAGCUUGAGGGGGAGUGUUGAAGAUAGGAGUAGUCACGUGCCAAUCACGUGA
Messenger RNA from Nicotiana tabacum (common tobacco), 861 nucleotides. The record is from RefSeq and is a predicted model, not a curated record. Lineage: Eukaryota; Viridiplantae; Streptophyta; Magnoliopsida; Solanales; Solanaceae.